Molecule: messenger RNA, 4988 nt
Organism: Carassius gibelio (silver crucian carp)
Lineage: Eukaryota; Metazoa; Chordata; Actinopteri; Cypriniformes; Cyprinidae
Product: sodium/myo-inositol cotransporter
Exons: 2
Coding region: 531-2660 (709 amino acids)
Biological process (GO): myo-inositol transport; transmembrane transport; inositol metabolic process
Cellular component (GO): plasma membrane
Molecular function (GO): D-glucose:sodium symporter activity
Source: RefSeq, a predicted model, not a curated record
CAAACUGUACAAGAAGGGCGUCGCCGUUUACGGCGGAAGAUAAAGAAUGGAGGGACGUUUAUAAAAGGCGCGUUUGGGGAACCAUUCAUUCUGAAGGAAAUAAAUCUUCCAUUUCUGAACUUUUAAAGACCUCUUCUGACAUCGAACAUAUCCUGCAUCCUUCCGCGUUGAAGCUUUCAGAAACAGUAACGUUAGAUGAUCACUUCCCUUGGAGUCGUUCGAUCAGUUUUUGAUUUCGUUAUAUCAUGAAAAUGGAAUGUAAACUCUUGCCAUUUCUAGACCAGAAGCCAGAGACAUCCUCCCCAAAAUAACUCUUGUGCUUCAUGAGAGCACCGUUGGAUAACCAAUCAAAUCAAAACCAAACACAAACCAAAUAGAAAUUCAUCUGACAGAUGGUGGAUGCUUCCGUUUCCUUCUAGAAAGACAGCAAACCAAAGGAAUAAGAGAUUUUUAUUUUGCUUGCAUUUUUGCCCAAAAGAGCCUAAAUUAUUUCUGACAAUUGCAUUUUGAACCGUUAUAGUAGCUCAAACAUGUUAAAAACGGGACCAGUGAUGGAGGCAGUGGAUAUUGCAGUGGUUGCACUUUAUUUUGUCCUUGUGCUUGCAAUUGGUCUCCUCUCCAUGUGGAAGGCCAAUCGUAGCACUGUCAGCGGCUACUUCCUGGCAGGUCGAACUAUGAAUUGGGUGGUAAUCGGUGCCUCACUGUUUGUCAGCAACAUCGGCAGUGAGCAUUUCAUUGGACUUGCUGGUUCUGGUGCAGCCAGUGGUUUUGCAGUGGGUGCCUGGGAGUUCAAUGCCCUUCUGCUUCUGCAGCUGCUCGGAUGGGUGUUCGUCCCAGUUUACAUCUACUCUGGAGUUUACACCAUGCCAGAGUACCUCUCCAAGCGCUAUGGAGGCAGGCGGCUAAAGGUUUACUUCGCAGCUCUCUCACUUCUACUGUACAUCUUUACUAAACUCUCAGUGGACUUGUACGCAGGAGCUCUUUUCAUCCAGGAGUCUCUUGGCUGGAACCUCUACCUGUCGAUCAUCUUGCUUAUCUCCAUGACCGCCUUGCUCACAGUAACCGGUGGACUGACGGCUGUGAUCUACACAGACACUCUGCAGGCCGUGCUCAUGAUUGGCGGUGCAUUAACCCUUACCAUCAUCAGUCUGGUCAAAAUAGGCGGUUUGGAAGGAGUGCGGGAAAAAUACAUGGAGGCGAUCCCCAAUGUCACAGCCAUCCUUGCUAACAACAACUUCAGCUUUCAGUACACAAACUCCUGCAGAAUUCAUCCCAAGCCAGAUUCCCUCAAGCUCCUACGAGGGCCGCUUGAUGAAGACAUCCCUUGGCCAGGCUUCCUUUUGGGUCAGACACCCUCAUCCAUUUGGUACUGGUGUGCUGACCAGGUCAUUGUCCAGAGAGUGUUGGCUGCCAAGAAUAUUGCCCAUGCUAAAGGCGCCACACUUAUGGCAGGAAUACUUAAAAUCCUUCCUAUGUUCAUCAUUGUUAUACCAGGAAUGAUCUCCCGAAUAUUGUUCCCUGAUGAGCUAGCAUGCAUCGGACCAGAGCACUGCAUGGCUGUGUGUGGCAGUCAGGCUGGCUGUUCCAACAUCGCCUACCCUCGGCUGGUCAUGAGCGUGAUGCCGGUGGGUCUCCGAGGGUUGAUGAUGGCUGUGAUGAUCGCUGCCCUCAUGAGUGACCUGGACUCGAUUUUUAACAGCGCUAGCACAAUCUUCACAUUAGACAUUUACAAAAUGCUGCGUGGAUGUGCCUCCUCCUUUGAGCUAGUGGUCGUCGGCAGGUUGUUUGUGAUAAUCAUGGUGACUAUCAGCAUCGCUUGGGUGCCUGCCAUUAUUGAGAUGCAAGGUGGCCAGAUGUACUUGUACAUUCAGGAAAUGGCAGGAUACCUCACACCUCCCAUUGCUGCCCUCUUUCUGCUUGGAGUCUUCUGGAAACGCUGCAAUGAGACCGGCGCAUUUUGGGGCAGCAUGACUGGGUUCGUACUGGGCACCACCCGCCUCUUCCUUGGGUUCAUAUAUCGGGAGCCAAAAUGUGACCAGCCAGAUGAACGCCCGGCUUUCAUCACACAUGUCCACUACAUGUACAUUGCUGCCGGGCUGUUUUGGAUCUCUGGGCUGGUGGCUGUGUGUGUCAGUCUGUGCACAUCACCCCCAGAAGAGGAGAGGAUCAAGCGGACCACAAUCUGGGGCUUGAAAAAACUUAAACGCCUUCCUAUGACAGAACGAGAAGAGAUGUACAAACUCACUAAUGGCAGUGGCGACAGUGUUCUCAAGAAAGAUGUUCCUGAAGACAUCCAGAAGGAGAGAUGCCUUGAUGGGGCUGACAUGAAACUCCUUAUGCCCUCCUCUUGUGACCAAGAUCCCAUGACCCCCAGCACUGAGGCAUCCACACCGAUGGAUCUUAUUGCCAAUGGUCAUACAAAUCUUGUAAAACAGAAGAAUCAAGGCAAGUGUGAUGAAAAGAGCUGCCUUCAGCGGUUUGACUGGAUCUGUUGUCACAAAGAGAAAACGUCUGUUAUCGAACCCAAAGUCACUGAGGGAGAUGAAAGAGCUGUACGUGAAAUGCUUUAUGAACCUCCUAAGAUCAAGAUCUUACUUAACGUAGGCCUGGUAUUCGUCUGUUCACUGGGUGUUUUCAUGUUUGUGUACUUCUCCAUGUAAUAUGCUGAUCUUGCAGUACUGUAAGGCCUGUGUGAAAGACCGCAUAUUUAUAUGAACUAUUUGUUAAUACAAGCCAUUUAGAGUCUGUAAUAUUUACAGUGUGGUUUAACUUCCUUUUAGGGACUCUAAGCAUUUUUAAUCAUACUGAUGGAAGUUAUUUGUUCUUUGCCUUGACUCUGUCACACCUCCUUAAAAAAUAAUCAACUCUUCUUUGUGGUAUGUUGAUGAACAAAUGUGUUGUUGAAACGGUAGCUUUUUGUAUAGUUUUUUUGAGCUAAGCUAAUGACAUUAUAAUAUUUUUUGCCUUGCUGAAUUUCGCCUUAACGUGUUCACUCCUCCAAACCAAAAUGGUCAGUUUUUUCCCCCUCAAUGGACCACUCAACUUCACUGUGUAAGGAAUUUGUCUUUUGUAUGUGUUUGUAAUUGUAAGCACACUCGUAGGAAUACCAAAUUUCUAAAACUUGACCUCACUUGUAAAUGUGUCACCCGUGUAACUGGAAAAGUCUGACCGAGGUUUAAAUGUUAAAUGGAAAUUGUGAAAAUAAUGUUGUUCCAUCUGAUUAAACCUUCCUAAACACAAGUAUUUAUGUAAUAACAAUGUAAAUUGUAACUGUAACUCUGUAUUGUAAUUUUCUUACAACUUUUUGGAUUUGUCGCUCCUUUCAUCCUUUCCAAAAAACAAAAAAAACAAAACACCAAAAUGCCUUUUGUGCAGAGCAUAAGCUGUAAAGACACUGCUUUGUUUUCAUUUUGGGAAUUUAACAGUUAAUGUGAAAAGACUUCCAGAGGUUUUCACUACAAAACAACGCAACUGUAAACACAAACUGGUUAUGUGGAUGUUAUACUAAAUCAAAACCGCCGCAGGAAUGACUUGCUAGCUAGAGAACACUAUCACUAAUGUGUUAAUAAUGGAUAUUAUGAUAUCCUAAAAAGGGUCAUUAAGACUGGGAUGUCCAAUUUUGAUUGCUGCGCAAAAUAGUAUCUUUUUCUUCUAGAAGAAGAAUUUGAUUGUGGCUGCAGUAACAAGCAUUGCCUGUUGUUGAUCUGCUGGUGAAUGCACUAUUUGUUCAGACAAAGGGGAACUGCAGGAUGGCCUUAUCGAAUAUGAGAUAAGAUGAACUUCUCAUAUUCUUGUACUUCUUUUAAGUACAAGUUUACAAUCGUUGUAUUAAGAACUUGAAAAGCCCUCAAUUAUAAUUCAAUUUGAAUUCCAAAGUUAUGUCAAAAGAAUUAUAUGGAUUAUUAUUUUUUUUAAAUCAUUCCAAAUAAAAUUAGAUCAUUAGAUCUAAUUAGAUCAUUGGAGGGCUUUUUACAUUGAAAAUGUAAUAUAUGUUAAUCACUCUGUGUAGUAAAACCCAUUUUUAUACAAAUAAUCUUUUUGUAAAAGGCACAUUAAUAAAAGAAAAUGUUCAAUAGAGAUUUGUUCAUUAUAUUAAUUGAUCCAAAUUAAUGGUUUGGUUUGUGACUGCUAUCAGCUAUAAGCUCAUAUUGUUUUUAUCUGUAGAUUCAUUCUCGGUCUCAGAGUAAAAAAAAUCCCAGUCAUAUCACUGCCUAAGUUGAAAUAAAAUUACUUUAAAGUAAAUGUACAAUGUUUAGGAACUGUUGUGAUUAUCUGAGGCUUAAUAAAUUCAGAUUCAUUGUUCUCAACAUCCAAACCUGACAUGAUAUCCUUGAAAUUACAAAAUAAAUGUUCCGUUUUCAUGUGUUGUAUAGACUUUAUGCUCCAACAGAAAAUCUUUUUAGCACACAAUAAGCACUUGCAUGCAUGUUCUGACAGUGCCAUACUACUUGCUUAAGGGCGUGGAAGUGAUUGUUGGUUUUGGGUACACCGCAGAUUUUCAAACCAAUACCCAAAGUUUUUAAAUAUUUAUCCAUGCAUUUAAUAGUGAAAUGUUUUUAUUUAUUUUUUUUUUUUUAAUCAAAGGUACUUAUACAUUAUGUUGUUUGUUUGUGUUUGAUAAUGUGAAUUUAAAUGUACUGUUACAUUUUAUUUAACAUAACAAAAGGGUUUUGUGUUUAUUUGGUUUAAUUUGAUUUGAGUCGCUUGUUUUGUUUGAAUCAUUUAUUACUGAAUAGUGUAUAGUUUGCAGAUAUUUCUUGUUGUGUGAUUUAGAAUGUGUACAUAUGGCAAUUACUUGUGUUGCAGAAAUCUGGCUUUAUCGAUUCAUUGGGAUGAGUUCCAGGAGCUAAAAAGAUGCAUAUGGAGUUUAUUGCUUUCAAUCUUUGAUCUUAUCAAAAAUUCACAAAUGAUUUGUACAUUGUACAUUUGCUACUUUUAUUAUCAGAUGUUGCAGAUGAAUAAAAAGACAUUCAUUUGAGAAGAACAAA